Molecule: messenger RNA, 1569 nt
Organism: Pseudovirgaria hyperparasitica
Lineage: Eukaryota; Fungi; Ascomycota; Dothideomycetes; Acrospermales; Acrospermaceae
Product: kinase-like protein
Exons: 2
Coding region: 160-1569 (469 amino acids)
Biological process (GO): protein phosphorylation
Molecular function (GO): ATP binding; protein kinase activity
Source: RefSeq, a predicted model, not a curated record
CUGACAUUACAAUGCUAGGCAGUUGCUCAUUGCGGCGGUGACUCGCUAUAUCCGUCAUAAUCUUCACGUGAUCUAGUUGCCAAGCAAAACGUGAGCUUGGUCGCUCCAGUCAACGCCCAUAACCUGCGAACUGCGGCUCAAUUUCGACUUUAAAUCCCCAUGGCCACCACGACCAGGACUCUAUGUCAAUCAUGGUCCAUCAGUUGGACGCGCCGCGCCUACCAUGAAGAUCACUGGAAGCCCAGCGAAGAACCUCGACGACGUCGCCUACCCAUCAUUGCACAUUCUUCUCACAUGCAGUGGCACAUCGCGAUUACUUUCGAAGGGUCACUGCACUCAGACAGGAUCUCACGGGCAAACAUAACCCAGAGACGGGAGGAUUUUGAGGAUCUUUGUUCUUGCCUCGACUUCGAAAAUUUGCAACUCCUGGACGAUACUGUAACGGAGCUGCUCAUCAAGCGCAAAGACGACACCACGCCACCCUACUACGAUGAGGACGAGAUCGUAGUUCCUAAACGUAGCCUGCCGUUGAGGAAGAAGCCACUUGCCGAAAGCGAGUAUCAUUCAGUCUCCGCUGAUCUACGGCUUUACGUACGAGAAGACCCGUUCCGCGUGCGCUUUCCGCCGCUUGAUUGUACCACCGGCGUCCCGACUGUGGAAUAUUCAAGAAUUACAACAAUACGUGAACUGAGCGCCGGGGUACAUGAGGUACGCAUCACAGGUCAUGCCGGAUCUUAUGUUUUCAAAGAAGUGGAUAGGCCGCUCUACAAUCCAAGAGACAGUGCAGUUCUGGAUCAGGAGUUGGAGAACCUGGAAAAGUUCCGCGGGGUGGAGAAUGUGGCACAGUUGAUCGCUGCCAUUGUUUCCUCCAAUCCGUAUCAAACCUCUCAAGCCAGCAAAACCGAUUCCCACAAGGAAACCGAUUUUACCAAGACCGUGGACAUACAUGACUCAGUCUUCUUGCGAGGCAUCCUUCUUGAAUACUAUCCAAAUGGUACGCUGGAAGAAAUGUUGAAAAAUGCACAGAACGCUUCACUAUCAGUAGCUCGGCCCUGGCUCAAGUGGGCCUUUCAAAUUGCUAAUGCACUGGCAUGUCUACAUGGGCGGGGUGUAGCUCAUAUGGAUAUCAAACCAUCAAAUAUCCUCAUAAGUGCGACUGAUGACGCUGUGAUUACGGAUGUGAGUGGAGUCGGCGGUGUAACUCGAGAAUGGCUAGCUCCUGAAAUGCUCGAUAUGCUUGAUCCAUUGUCUGAGAGUAUGGGGUCACGAAUGCGGAACGAUAUCUGGGCACUUGGGAGCCUUCUUCUACAAAUGGCAAAUGCUGCUUGUAUAGGAAAGGAGCAACUUCAUUGCAUUGGAAUCAGCGCUACAGUAGAGAACCCCUCUUUACGACCUUCUGCUCAAAGCUUGGUCUCCAACCUAAUCGAACUCGGCACUGGGCGAGCAUUGGAAAGAGGUGAAGACAAUGAAAUAGAGCCUAAGUGUCAAGUGUUCGGGCGAGUCUGUACUACUAUCCUCAAAACGCCUCAAGACAUGCAAUUCUCGUAUCUCCCUCUUUCCAAACCAUGA